Messenger RNA from Frieseomelitta varia, 1589 nucleotides. RefSeq lists its product as uncharacterized. Lineage: Eukaryota; Metazoa; Arthropoda; Insecta; Hymenoptera; Apidae. Bases 81 to 1202 code for a protein of 373 amino acids. The record is from RefSeq and is a predicted model, not a curated record. The transcript has 6 exons.
AUCAGUUUCCAAAGGUUACAAAAAUAAUCUCAUUGCAAAAUUUCUCGUGUAUUAUAACAUAUUCCAAAACACAAGAGAAUAUGCAUCAAACAAGUCCAAAAUGUAAUGUAAAACUAUGUUCGAACAACGAUGUUCCACCAUCGUCGGUAAUUCGCGCUUGCCUUGGUCCUUCCUUGGCACAGGUGUUUUUUGAUUAUACUCAUCAUGAUACGAUAAAACUAUUGGACGUACUAACACCAUUAAAAACAUCAAAAGCAUGUUUCUCAAUUCCAUCUGAGCGUCAAUUAUCCGAAUGUAGAUUCAUACCGCCGACAGAUCAUCAAAUCGUAAAGGCAUUUGUGCAUCAGAAUAUAUUAGAAAUAGGCGAAGCUUUAUUAGAACGUGUGAAAAAGGAUAUCGAGGAGAGUCUAAGGGACAAAAUAGAGAGGCAAUCACGAGAGAAAUUUCAUCUGUAUCAAGCAAAGAAAAGGCGAGAAGCUGAGUUGCACGCGGAACAGCUGCACGAGAAAUACGAAAAUUAUAUUGAGACUGUCCAGCACGAGUUACAGAAACAGCUUGAAGUAGAAUGGUCUCAAGCAGCAGCAGAAUGUGCCAAAAACAUUCAAAAAGCAGUUGUGCAAGAACGAAUAAAUGUGACCAACGAAAUGAUGCGCAAGAUGCGUGCGGAAAUGACUCAUGUUGUACAAUCGUUAUAUAAAGACUUUGAAGAAUUGUUUUGCGCCAAAAGGGACAACAUAAUCGCCGACUUUAAUCAAAUAAUGAGGGGAAAGCACGUGAAAUUAAAGAAAGAAAUGCAGGAAUUCAAAGAGAAAGUGAACAGAGAUCUGUAUAUUCAGAGGCGUCAAUUUGAAAUGCAAAAUACCGCAGAUUUGAUCUAUGCCCUUUGUCUGGAACGAUUACGAAAUAAUAGAGAAAAGCAUAUCAUGCAUAAAUACUUUCAGCAACAAAUCAACGAAUUUUAUGAAUUAAUAGUCCGUUUGAAAGAUGUGAUUAUUGCCAUGAGGAAAGAAAUUAUCGAUUGUCAUAUAGAGAAGAAGUUAUUAAAUGAAGAAUUCUGUGAAGUUGCCAAACAUUUUCAGAAGUUUAUUGAUUUUGUAUUUCGUGCUAUGCCGAGGCAAGCAGAUUAUUUGUUACCGUUAGAAUUACAACGGGUAAUUAGGCCAGACAAAGAUAAAGAAGAAAUGCAAAAAAUAGUCGAAUAACAUUUAAUGGCAUGCACUGUUAUCGAAGUAUUGUUAAGUGCAAUAUGUUGUUGAUUAAAUAAGUAUCUCUUUUGAAAAUAAAAAAGUGCAAACUUAAAGAUAUUGUAAAUAAAUAUGAAUUGAUGUGUAAAGAAAAAAAAAAAAUGCUGAAAAGAAAUACUAAAUGUAGCAAAAAUGUAAAAUAUUGUGAUUUACAUAUCAAUGCAAGAAAAUUGUCUAUUAUUUGUAAAAGCCAGAAACUAAAAAGUAGAUAAAGAAAUUAGAAUUAAUGAUAAAGAAAUCAGAAUAAAUCAUAAAGAAAAACAUUCACUCGCAAAAACUGCGCUAUUUUAUAAAAAUAUAAUUGAUAAAAAGGUUUCAUGAAACACUUGGAAGCAAAAAUGUACC